AUGAGUAGAGUACACGUGCAGCCGACGCAUCAGCCAAUGCCCUAUUAUCAAUCAGCUCCGCUUCAACAGAGAGGAUAUCCGGAGCCGCCUCAAUACAAUCAUCCUCAAUCACAAUGGAUGUCGAUACCUCGUUCAAUGCAGCCCGGUGUGCCAGCUGGACUAAACUAUUUGACGGAAUUAGACUGGUUAGCAUUUAUUCAAGACUUUAGUUUAUCAGAAAUUAUAGUAGGUGGUGAAUAUUUAGUGUAA
Molecule: messenger RNA, 249 nt
Organism: Didymodactylos carnosus
Lineage: Eukaryota; Metazoa; Rotifera; Eurotatoria; Philodinida; Philodinidae
Source: the annotation of a GenBank genome assembly